AUGGCUGUGCCGAGGCCAUGUAUGCAGGCCUCCACUGAGGCGCAGGUCCAACACGCUUACGCUCCGCUUCAGGGACAGAACUUGGCCGCAUCGACACAUGCCUUACCCAGAGGUCUCCGUUCUUGGCGCCUUCCUUCUGAAUUUCUGAGUUACAGCUCAUCGCUGCAUGACCGUCCACAUAAUUCGCCAUAUAUUCAGCCUUCCCCAAGGGAAGACUUGAAGAUUACGAUCCGGAUCUUGAUCCGGCUUGCAGGCUCAACAGGAAGCUUUGGCAUAGGCCAUCAGUUUUACCUGCACCUGCCUAGCGGCCCAUGGCCGACCGUGCCGACAGCCCUGCCUGGACAGCCCUGCCUGGACAGCCCUGCCUGGACGCCAUUCGGAGCCAUCCGAGCCACCGGAGCCAUCUCAGGCACUGCAGGCUGCCAAGGAAGCUGUGCUUUCAAGGAUUUCCGGCGCACCGCCUCACGGCGUGUUUGUGCGCUUAAGGCCAAGAAUGGGGAUGAACUUCCGAGCCCACAGCAGGCGACAAGUCCUGUGAACCCGAGAAAUCACAAGGAAGAGGAUGAAGACGAAGAAAAAGAGCUGAGUCCCAGUUAA
This is a messenger RNA of Symbiodinium natans, 597 nucleotides long. The record is from the annotation of a GenBank genome assembly. NCBI's taxonomy places the organism in Eukaryota, Dinophyceae, Suessiales, Symbiodiniaceae.